Eruca vesicaria subsp. sativa (arugula) is the source of this 1065-nucleotide messenger RNA. The record is from the annotation of a GenBank genome assembly. NCBI's taxonomy places the organism in Eukaryota, Viridiplantae, Streptophyta, Magnoliopsida, Brassicales, Brassicaceae.
AUGAAGAAACAAGCGACAUCGGGUUCAUGGUUACCCAACGAUCUAAUCUCAGAGAUUCUCUUACGGUUGCCUGCCAAAUCCGUAGGGAGGUUUCGUUGCGUGUCGAAGCUUUGGUUAUCAAUCACAACCGAUCCAUGUUUCAUCAAGUCGUUUGGGACUAUACAACGGCCAAGUCUUCUACUAUGUUCAAUAAAAGGUCAAAACAUGUUUGUUACUACUCAUCAGAGGUCUUACACUUCUUUUUCUCAGCCUAUUCCUCGUUAUCAUAUGAAAGCUCUAGGACAACAUUGUUACUUUUCUAAUAUGGAUUCUGUGCACGGCUUGAUCUGCAUUGAAGAUGUAUGCUCCCGUAAGCCCUUAGUUUGGAACCCUACCACGGGACAAUUAUUAGUUUUACCCAAACCCAAAAUGAGCUCCAGACAUAUUAAUGCGUUCUUAGGAUAUGAUUCAGUCGGAGGUAAACACAAAGUAAUGUGCCUUCCCUAUAAAAAAACUUGUUACGUCUGCCGAGUUUUUACUUUAGGAUCAGGGCAAGAAUCGUGGAGGACCGUCAGAACUAACCUGAAACAUUGGUGUCGUGGCUUUGCUUCUGGUCAAUGCAUCAAUGGGGUGAUAUAUUAUCUAGCCUAUAAUAUAUCAAAUAAGCCAUGGUAUCUUUGUACGGUUAUAAUGAGCUUUGAUGUCAGAUCUGAAAUAUUCCAUACGAUAGAACUACCUUCAGAUUUUCAUGAUGACGUGCUGAUAACUUACGAGGGGAGAUUAGCUUGUAUUGAUGAAGAUAAUGAUAAAAGAUUGUGGAGUUUGGAGGAUGUUGAUAAUAAACAGAAGUGGUCUUUUCAAGACUUUCGCAAACCUUUACAUAAGCUUUUCGAGCUACAAGGUUUUACUCAGGCUGGCGAGUUUGUUUAUGUGCCUUACAGGUUCCAGAAAUCGUCUUUUAUUAAAUUCUACGAUCCGGUGAGUAACAUUCGUAGAAGACUCAAAUUGGAAGGAAUCGAAAAUGAAGAAUUUGGGAACUCUGUGAAGGGUUUCACGAAUCACAUUGAAAGUCUUAUGCCUUUGUAA